GGCGAGGCCCGCGCCCGCCUGGCCGGGAGUCACGUGGGCGGCGCGAAGAUGGCGGCGCCCGCCGCGACCUUCCGCUGGCUGCUGCCGCGGAGCCGCCCGCUGCUGUCCCGCCCGGGGCUGGCCGCCGCCGCCGCUGCCCGGCCCUACGGCGUGCGGGUCUCCGACACCGGCGAGCUGGUGACGCACACGGGGCAGGUGUAUGACGAGAAGGAUUAUAGAAGAGUUAGAUUUGUUGGACGACAAAAGGAGGUGAACAAGAAUUUUGCAAUUGAUUUGAUAGCAGAGCAGCCUGUGAGUCAGGUUGAAAGCAGAGUGAUAUCGUGCGAUGGUGGUGGUGGAGCUUUGGGACAUCCCAAAGUAUACAUAAACUUGGACAAAGAGACAAAGACCGGAACAUGUGGCUACUGUGGACUCCAGUUUAAACAGAAACAUCACUGAAUGGUUAUCCCUGUGUGCUUGCAGAUUUCUGUUCAGAUGUUAAUGUUCAACUAUAAAUAAACAAUAUAUUUAGAAAGCCCA
Molecule: messenger RNA, 519 nt
Organism: Passer domesticus (house sparrow)
Lineage: Eukaryota; Metazoa; Chordata; Aves; Passeriformes; Passeridae
Gene: NDUFS6
Product: NADH:ubiquinone oxidoreductase subunit S6
Exons: 4
Coding region: 49-438 (129 amino acids)
Biological process (GO): mitochondrial electron transport, NADH to ubiquinone
Source: RefSeq, a predicted model, not a curated record